AUGGCUUUUAAGAUUGUUGUUCUGUUCGCUACCCUGGCUUGUGCCAGCGCCGGUUACGUCGAACCGGAACAUCAUCAUCUGUCCUACGAGGCGGCACCCGUCGCACACUACUCGUCUGCUCCGGCUGUGAGCUACAGCUCGAUCACCCGCCAGGAUACGCCGAAGCUGGCCGUGGCCAAGCACGUCGCGUAUGCCGAACCGGCAGUGCACUAUGCUGCCCCGCUCACCAAGACGUACGCCGUCCAUGAGCCCGCCCUGAAGACGGUCGUCACCGCUCACCAGCCCGCCUACACCAAGCACGUGUACGCCCAGGAACCGGCCCAUGUGUAUGCCCAUGCCGCCCCGGUUGUUGCCGCCAAGACCGUGUCCUAUGCCGCACCGCAGGUCCACUACCAGGCACCGCUGCUGAAGAACGUCGAGUACACCAAGACGCUGGCGUACGCACCGGUUGCCAAGACGCUCGUCCACGAGCCAACCUACACCAAGCACGUCGUUGCCGAGCCGGCCUAUACGAAGACGCUCCUUGCCCAGCCGGCCUACACCAAGACCGCGUACGUUUCGCAGCCAACGUACACCAAGACGCUGGUCGCUGAGCCCCAGCCGCUGUACCAUCACAGCUCCCCGGUUUACGCGCACGCCGCACCGGUUGUUGCUGCCAAGACGCUGAGCUACGAACCCGCUGCCCAUGUGUCGCACGUCAGCUACGCCGACAACAGUGCCCAUUACGCCUGCUCGUUCGAUCUGAAGUCAUCGCCGAUCGCAGGCAACGGGCUGGUACACACGAACGGUGCACCGUACGCGGUAAAAGGUUCGACCGAUCACGCAGCGGUUGGGUACGAAACGAAGCCAGUAAUUAGUACGGUUUACGCAGCACCGAUCACGAAAACGUUGACCUACAGCAGUGCUCCCAGCCAUCAUUAUGUCGCUCCCGUACAGGUGCGGGAGUGUGCGCAUAAGCUCGUCACACCGGUACAAACCUCAGUAACGUACGGUGUACCGACCACGGCAAGCCAAACUGGCUGGAGUCAUUCGGGAUCUUCCGGGUCGGGAUAUCAACAAUCGCACACUACACUAGCCCAAAAAGCCCCUGUAGGUUCCUAUGGUACGAGUUCGACGGUCGGACAUACGGUAUCCCACCAUUACUCCACACCGGCGUCAAGUAGCAUAAUUUACACACCACCCAAAAUAGCUCAAACAAUCACCACUGGUGCUUACGGUGGUUCUUUUGGCGGUUACAAGGGACACAGUCAACCGGCCCCUAUCAUAGAAACUCUGGUUGACGUAGCACCUCCAAAGCUAAUCCACGCGCAACCAUCCCCAUCCUAUGGAGUUCCCGCGACAGACUCCAAUUUCCAUCCGAUCUCUCAGAUCACACCCGUCACUAGUCUGCACGGUAUCGCACCAAUCAAAACGACAUCCAACUACGUAGCAACGGGAAGUCAUGCCACAUCGCACCAAUAUAAAGCAGCCACCAUUCCGGUGAAGUCUACCCCAGCGUACUUUAUUGCACCCGGGCUUGCCACAUCGGGAAGUGCUUCGUGGAGUGAAGCAUCCAAAAACCAUGGCCAUAGUUUUACUACCACCCACAGCAGUACCAACGCGCAGCAGUAUUUACCCCCGAAGGCGACCGUAAUUGCUCCAAUUGCUGUAACAUCCUUCGCACAUUCAUCGUCGAAGGAUACCCCACCCAGUCCAUCUCGUGAAUAUCUGCCCGCGCGCGAAUAUCUUCCACCGCCGCAGGGCAUUAAAGGUACUGCUGCUUACGUUACUACCGGUAGUGUUGGAUCCGUUUCGUACGAGGUACCGCAGAAGCUGACUUAUCAUUCAGGUACUAAGCUCAUCGGCAGUAACACAUCUUACCAGAACGCAAACGAGGGCAUAAUGGCAUUCAAGUUCGUCGUUUUCCUGGCUUCGCUGGCCGUCGCUAGCGCUGGAUAUCUGGAGGCUGACCAUGCCGUCCAGUAUGCCGCCCCGGUGGCCCACUACUCGCCGGCUUCGGCCGUGAGCUACAGCACCAUCUCGCAGGCUGCUCCGGCCAAGCUGGCCUAUGCUGCCCCGGUUGCCAAGACUGUCUCGUACGCCGCCCCGCAGGUCUAUGCCGCCCCGCAGGUGUAUGCCGCUCCUCAGGUCUAUGCUGCCCCGGUUGCCAAGACUUACCUGUCCAGCCCGGCCGUUGGUGCCACGCACGAGAGCACCAUCCGCUCGCACGACAGCACCAUCUCGCACUACUCCAAGGCCGUCGAUACUCCGUACUCGAGCGUCCGCAAGUCUGACACCCGCAUCACCAACGAGCUGCCCAAGCUGGCCUAUGCUCAGCCCGUCCUGGCCAAGCAGGUUGCCUAUGCUGCCCCAGCUGUCCACGCGACCUAUGCUGCCCCGGCCGUCCACCAGACCUAUGCCCAUGCUGCCCCAGCUGUGACCUACGCUCAUGCCGCUCCGGCCGUCCACACCACCUAUGCUGCCCCAGCUGUCCACACCAGCUACUCGCAUGCUGCCCCGGCCGUCCACACCACCUAUGCUGCCCCAGCUGUCCACCAGACCUAUGCCCAUGCUGCCCCAGCUGUGACCUACGCUCAUGCUGCCCCGGCCGUCCACGCCACCUAUGCUGCCCCGGCCGUCCACGCCACCUAUGCCGCACCGGCCGUCCACCAGACCUAUGCCCAUGCUGCUCCGGCUGUCCACACCUCCACCAAGACGCUGACCUACUCCCCAGCGGUCCAGGUUGCGCACACCACCUACGAGGAUGCCCAUGCUCAUUAUGCCUGGUAA
This is a messenger RNA of Anopheles marshallii, 2769 nucleotides long. RefSeq names its product mucin-4-like. The coding region runs from base 1 to 2769 and encodes 922 amino acids. The record is from RefSeq and is a predicted model, not a curated record. The transcript is spliced from 5 exons. NCBI's taxonomy places the organism in Eukaryota, Metazoa, Arthropoda, Insecta, Diptera, Culicidae.